Messenger RNA from Dichomitus squalens LYAD-421 SS1, 2813 nucleotides. Its product is annotated as phosphoglycerate mutase-like protein. Gene Ontology annotation, molecular function: acid phosphatase activity. The transcript has 4 exons. The record is from RefSeq and is a predicted model, not a curated record. NCBI's taxonomy places the organism in Eukaryota, Fungi, Basidiomycota, Agaricomycetes, Polyporales, Polyporaceae. Bases 799 to 2124 code for a protein of 441 amino acids.
CUCCCGGCGACGACACAAUCAUCCGACCCUGCUUCGUGACGACGAUAGACGCCUAUCCACGCGCCUCUUCUUGCCACCACCUGCCAACGUUCGUCGCCCCAGUUCCACCCCCCGCCUUCAUCGAUGUUUCAACGACGCUCUCAGGCCCAGCAGGCGGGUGGUCGAAACCUCCUGCAGCGUUGCCGGCCGGGUGCCUUUCCGAGCGCUUUGCUAUCAAUUCUUGGCUGGGGCGUCUGGGUCCGGCUGUACGUACGCGCCCAAGAUUCAUCCGGGGCCACAUGGGAUGCCGAUAAUGCGCUCGGCGCGUCGGCGACUCGGCGGACAGCCAUCAGCGGCGCCCCUCACAACACCUGGCGUAGCAUCAGACAGCGUCCCCGUCCGCCCGCGUGCACGCCCUCUCCUAUCAGGGGCCUGUGGCAUCUCCUGCGCCUUUAUCUUUAUCGCCAGCGGAGACCGCGUCUCUCGAACGUACGCACUCGCACUUAUCGCCGCGCGGUCCUGCAGGGAGUCAGGGACUGUGUACAUAAGUAGCGGCUCGGCGACGCGGUGAUGGGAAUGGGAGAUGGGGUAUAAGAUGCGAGGGAGCGUGAUGCGUGCACGCCGAGCUCGUGCCCAGGACCUUCCUCCAGAACUUCCAGCUCGCUACGCGCGGAGGCAACCUCGCGUCGCCCUCUGCUCGCCUUCCAGCGGAACCAUCUCCUCUCCGGCGGAGUCCGAGCGUUGCAUACCCGUUAGCUUAGGCACGCAAGAAAGGCACGUCCUGCGGUCUGCCACGCCGCGAACGGUAACACGAAGAAGAUGAAGGCGUCAUCAAUAUUCUGGAAUUGGUUGUCUGCGACGCUCGUCGCGCUCGUGUCCGCAUCGAGCUCGCGCGCGUCGCCGCCGGAGCGCGGCGCGUUCCACUAUGCGGCCCACCUCGGGAACCUGUCGCCCUACCAGAAGGCCCCGGUGCCCGGUGGGAUCAGGGAGGCGCUCCCGGACGACUGCGAGGUCGAGCAGAUCAUGCUUAUGCACAGGCACGGCUCGCGGUACCCCCUCGCGUCCGAGCUCGUGUUCGUCACCGAGCUCGUGGCGAAGCUCGGGAACUCGUCCGCCGCACUCAAGAAAGCGCGCCUGCCCGCGAAUUUGGAAUUCCUCAAAGACGGCUACACGUCGACGCUGGGCCACGACGACCUCACCGCGCCCGGACGACUGCAGCUCUUUGAGCACGGUGUCAAUUUCCGCCUGAAGUACCCCAAGUUGCAGGCAGACUCCAUCCUCGCGGGCAACCAGGACCGCGUCGUGGAGUCGGCACAGUGGUUCGCGCAAGGCUACUUUGGCAGGAGCUGGGCGACGCUCAACGGCACCGAAUUUUCGACCAUCGCCGAGGACUCGGUCACGCCAUCGUGGAUCACGCCCAUGAACACAUGCAAAAAAUGGCAGUACGCCUAUGGCAACAACGCCACCGUCGAGUGGGGCUCGAUCUACUUGCCCCCGAUCGCGAAGCGUCUGAACAAGCUGCUUCCCGGCGUAAACCUGACGACCGAUAACGUACACGGGGCGCUCUACGCGUGCGCGUACGACCUCGCGGCCCUCGGCACCUCCCCCUGGUGCGGCGCGUUCACGCAGAGCGAGAUCGAGGACUUCGAGUACGAGCUCGACCUCCUCAUGGACGGCGCCUUCGGGUGGAACCUGCCCUCGCCCAUGGGCGAGGUGCUCGGCGGCCUGCUCGUGCGGAAGGUCGUCGAGCGCUUCACGAACGCCUCCGGCGCCGCGAAGCCGGCCUACCUCGAGUUCGGGCACGACACGACGAUCGACCUCGCGCUCACCGCGCUCGGGCUCGCGAAGGACACCCCGCCGCUCUCCGCGCAGGGCCCGGUGCGGCGCGCGCGCAAGUUCCGGACGUCGACCCAGGUGCCGUUCGCCGCGCAGAUGGUGUGGGAAAAGUUCUCGUGCUCGGCGUCGUUCGGGGGCGCCCCGCAGGUGCGCCUGGUGCUCAACGACGCGCCGUUCCCGCUGUCGACGUGUGCGCGGAUGGACGCGCGCUACGGGACGUGCUCGCUCGCGGACUUUGUCGCGUCGAACGCGGCGAGCGCGCAGCACUCGUGGGGCGACGCGCGGUGGAACGCGACCUGUGGGAACUAGGGCGGCGUUCCCCGUUCUGAGAGUACAUUGUUCGCGUAUCUCGCUCCCGAGCACAUAAAUCUAUCAUCUGCCGAUCGGAUAGACUCGUUCAGCGCGUGGUGCGCUGGCUGCUGCGUGGCUGUUCAGGAGGCCAAGCAUGCGGCAUGUUUGCAUUAGCGUCCUCGGGGCUCAGCACCGUCUUGGGCUUGCGACGCGCAAGUGUAAGGCUGCCUUUGGCAAGGGAGGCUGCCUGUCUCUGCUGUCCAUCCUAUCUGCGCGCGCGGCCAAGCUCGGUGCACGACCAGGGCCUCCAGUGGUUGCAUUCGUGCAAAUCUCAAUAGUGUUCUGACAUGGAUACGUCUUGAGAAGCGGACCGUGCAUGCGCGCGCUUCAUCAUCUUGACUUGGUUGACGCAAGAGAGAUGUGGCACUGGCACUCUGUAGUCCUGUCAGGCGUAGUGAACGUCUCGAGAUACAUCAAGGAGUGCUAUGUGAGAUAUUCUCACUGGUGGUGACUCGCUGCGCCUUCCUCCGGGUUGCGCUCCACGACCACCGCACGGAUGUAUGUAUCUGCCCAAAAUGGUGCCGUUCAAACCACCGAGCCCAACACGCCUUGGUCUGCAGAGGAGCUCCUCGAUGUGCCACACGGGCACGCCCACGCUUGCGAGCGCGCCGGUCUGCGCGACAGCUAAGCAAGUCGCUGUCCUGCGG